CAGUCACACCCUCUCCUGCCAUCAGGCGCAGCCCACGCGGCGUCUGCUGCCUCUCCUAACGGUUCUGAGUCGCCAGGGACGGACUCGGGCAGCGAGGCGGACAGCCAGCACGACGGUGGGCUAGGGGACGAUUCGUCUAGUGGGAACGAAGAGGACGGGGAGGAAGAGGAGGGGGGGGAGUUUGAGGAGGAGAGCAGUGCACUGGAUUUCAGCCACGAGGUGGUGCUGGGUCGGCCGUACGGUGCAGCGUGUCUGGUGGAGGUGUUUCACUUCCUCUGCUCGCUGCUCACCCUCGAGGAGAACCUCGUUGCCUCGCCACGCGCUGCCAGUCCGCGCACCCCCCGCUCCUACGCGUGGGCGCAUGCGCACGAGGACAUGCCUCUCUUCGCCCUGCAGCUCAUCAGCACUGCUCUGGACCUCACAGGCGAGCAUGUGGCCCAGCACCGGCGCCUGCUGGCCCUUGUGUCCGACGACCUGUUCCGCUCCUUCUUCCUGCUGGCCGCCUCGCCCAACCCGCUCGUCUUCCCGCUCAUCUGCAGCAUCGUGCUGCGCCUCUUCCUGUGCCUGCGCCGCCACCUCAAGCUGCAGCUCGAGGCGUUCUUCCUCGUGGUGCUGGCGCGCGCGGCGCAGGAGCGCUACGCCGUGUCGUACCAGCAGCAGGAAGCGGCGCUGGAGGCGCUGCUGGACUUUUGCCACCUGCCGGAGUUUGCAGUGGAGCUGUACAGCAACUUCGACUGCGACAUCAGCCGCAGCAACCUGCUGGAGGACCUGGGCGGGCUGCUCUCCAAGAGCGCCUUCCCCGUGGCGUCGCCCCUCACCUCGCUGCACGUGCUGGCGCUGGACGGGCUGCUCGAGAUGCUGCGCCACAUGGCCCACCGCGUUGACUCCGGGCCCGCCCCCAAGCCCCCUGCGCCGCCCAGCUAUGGCAGUGGGCGCCAGGCGGAUGGGGUGGAGUUCUGGACGUGCCAGUGGGGGCCUCCUCCGCCCACCACUGCGGCAGCUGCUGCAGGAUGGGGUGAUAUUGGAGAUGCUGGGGCAGGCAAGCAGCAGGCGGGCGUGGCAGGCGAAGGGGGAGGCGAAGGGGCAGGCCAUAGGAGCAGAGCGCGUGCUGACGGUGGUGGGUGGGGCGUGUGGGAGGCGGAGGGCGACUGGGGUCGGUGGGUGGAGUUUGUGCGGGCGAGGAAGCACGUGAAGCGGCGUCUGUUGCAGGGUGCGGAGCAUUUCAACAGGGAUCCAGCGAGGGGUCUGCAGUACCUGCAGGCGGCGAAGCUGCUGCCAGAGGAGCUGGAUGCGCGCAACGUGGCGUGCUUCUUCCGCUACACGCCGGGGCUGAGCAAGCGUGUGCUGGGCGACUACUUGGGCGACCACGAGCCGUUCAAGGUGGCCGUGCUGCACGAGUUCGCGCGCCUCUUUGACUUCUCAGGCCUCGCCCUGGAUGGCGCCCUGCGCACCUUCCUUGAGAGCUUCCGCUUGCCAGGCGAGGCGCAGAAGAUCGCCCGUGUGCUUGAGGCGUUUGCUGCACGCUACUACGAGCAGUGCCCUGACGUGCUGGCGAGCCGCGACGCAGCGUACAUCCUGUCGUACUCGGUGAUCAUGCUGAACACGGACCAGCACAACGGGCAGGUGCGGCACAAGAUGACAGAGGAGGAGUUCAUCCGCAACAACCGCAUGAUCAACGACGGCACAGACCUGCCGCGCGACAUGCUCACGGAGCUCUACCACUCCAUCGCCCGGGACGAGAUCCGCGUGUCCGCCGACAGCCUCGCAGGCGGGGGGUCAGGCGCAGGCAGUGGAUCCGCAGGCGAGAUGAGCUACAGCCGCUGGAUGGACAUCGUGCGGCGCGCGCCCUCAUGCCUGCCGUAUGUGCCGUGUGGCGACUCGAGGCCGCUGCUGGACCAUGACAUCUUCGCGGCGGUGUCGGGGCCCGCCAUCGCGGCCAUGAGCGUGGUGUACGACCACAGCGACUCCCCCGACGUGCUGCGCCAGUGCCUGCAGGGCUUCAUGGACGCCGCCAAGAUCUGCGCCGCGCACUGCAUGCGCGACGCGCUGGACGACCUCGUGGUCUCGCUCUGCAAGUUCACCACUCUGCUAAACCCCGCGGGGGGGGCGGGUGCAGCGGGGGGGCAAGCAGGGGCAGGGGGGUACGAUGGAGGGGGGUUGGAGGAGGAGGAAGCUGCUCUGGCGUUUGCGGAGGAUGCGAAGGCGACGAUGGCAGCGGCGGCGGUGUUCACAGUGGCCAACAGGUACGGCGACUACAUCCGCACAGGGUGGCGCAACGUGCUGGACUGCGUGCUGCGCCUGCACAAGCUGGGGCUGCUGCCAGUGCGCGUGCUGCUGGCGGCGCAUGACGGCGCGGGGCAGGACGAGCUGGUCAAGCUGCCCUUCAUGGGGGACGCCUCCACCGCCACCUCCACACGCGCCGCCAUGCAGCAGCGGGAGGGCGAGGGGCCCGGGGGUAAAGGGGGAGGCAGUGGCAGCAGUGGAUGGGGUCGGGGAGGGGGGUUAAUGCUUCGGUUCAGUCAGCUGUUUCUGCUGGAGUCGGAGGAGGAGCAGCAGCCGUCGCAGCAGCUGCUGGAGGCGCAGCGGCAGGUGCUGCGGGCGAUGGAGGAGUGCCGCAUCGAGGCCAUCUUUGCUGACAGCAAGUUCCUCCAGGCCGACUCCCUGCUGCACCUUGCCAAGGCGCUCAUCUGGGCUGCCUCUUCUGGCAGGCCGCUGCGAGGGGACACUGGCAGUGGGAGAGGGGGCAGUGGCAGCACCAUGGGUGGCGGCAUCGUGGGGGGCAGCACGGUGGACGAGGAGGACACUGCAGUGUUCUGCCUGAGUCUGCUGGUGGCUGUGACGCUCACCAACCGCGACCGCAUUCUGCUGCUGUGGCCUGCGGUGGCGGACCACCUGGCGGCCGUGGUGGAGACGGCCACUGCGCCCACUGCGCUCGUGGAGAAGGCGGUGUUUGGGCUGCUGCGCCUGUGCCGCCGCCUGGUGCCGUACAAGGAGGACGUGGCGGACGAGCUGCUGCGGUCGCUGCACCUCAUCCUGCGCCUGGACGCGCGCCUGGCAGACGUGCUGUGCGAGCGCAUCACAAAGGAGCUGCUGCUGCUCGUGCAGGCACAUGCUGCAGCCGCUGCUGCAGCCACAGCGGCUGCCACUGCAACAGCGGCCGGUUUCCCCAGCAGCUUCCCUGCAUCCCCAGGCGCUCUUUCCCGGGAAUCAGGUCACAUUCGCUCCGCUGCCGCGUGGCGCACGCUGUGCUCGCUGUUGGCCGUGGCGGCGCGGCAUCCAGACGCUGCAGCAGCGGGCUUUGAGGCGCUGCGCUUCGCCAUGGAGGAUGGCAGUGGGGCGCCGUCGCUGCAGCUCACCGCCUCCUCCCUCCACCGGGCCAUGUCGCGAGCAAGGGGUGAGGAGGGGCCACGCAGUGUGCUGCCCGCCAGUCUGCUGCCGUGUCUGGACGCCGCAGUGGAGUUUGUGGAGUCCAGGGCAGGCGGACCAGAGCGGUCUGUGAAGGCACUGGACCUGCUGCUGGGGCUGCUGCGACCGCUGCAGCAGUGCAUGGCGGAUGUCAUGGGGCUAGAGGCAGUGGAGAUAUGCGAGGGGGGCGAGGGGGAGAGGCAGGCGCAGUUGAAAGAGGUCUGGGACGCAUGGAGCAAGCUGGUGUCGGUUUUGGCACGUGCGGGCACGGAGCAGAGGGAGGCGGUGCGCAAUGCUGCCAUUGUGGGCACACAGCAAGUGCUGCUGGCUGCUGGUGGCCUGGGCGUGCCUGUGCGCAUGCAAGUGAGGUGCCUGGAGGAGGUGGCGCUGCCGCUGCUGGACGGGCUGCUGGACUCGGCCACGAGGGAGAAGCCAAGGGAGUUCAAGGGCAUGGAGGGCUCCCUCUCACUCGCACUCAAGCUGCUCACUUCAACCUUCCUCUCUUUGCUGCCUCACCUCCUUCCCAUCCCUUCAUCUCUCACAGCCCAUGCCCACUCGCAUCCUGCUCCGUCCACUGAUAACAACCUGCUUUCCCCCUCUUCCGCUGCCACGUCUCACACUGCCACCGCCUCUGCUCUCGCGUCCCCCCGCACGCCUGCUGCGCACCCUGCUUCUGUGCUGCGCCAGCUGUGGCUGGCAGUGCUGCAGCGCCUGGAGCGGUGCAGCAAGGGCAAGGUGAGGGCUGCUCUGGGCGGGGGGGAGGCGGUGCAGCGAGAGGCGGAGGAGGCAGUGCGGGAGCUGCUGCAGGCCAUGGCCCAGCACAGGGUGCUGCUGCCCCCCGCUGCCCCGCCUGCCGUGCCUGCCGACAGUGGUGGCGAUGAGAAGGGCAGGGAUGGUGGGGGGGGCAGCAGGGAGGGAACAGGUGCAGGGGAGGGAAAGAAUGAAGCUGAGAGUCUGUGGGAAGUGACUUGGCGGGCGGUUGGGGUCAUUGCUCCUGGUGUUACAGUGGACGAGAUGUUACCGGUGGAAACAAGGCGCCCAAGCAGCGAGGGCAAGGACGGGCCGGAAGUAGGGGUGGGGGAAGGGGACUACGUGCUGGUGGGGAAGGAGGAUGGGGAUUCACAUCAGUAGCUACAGGCGGCUGAAGAAUGGCAUGACGCCAGAGUUGGGUAGUGGAAGCUUGCACGGCGAGUGGGAAAGGCGGGGGCGUAAUCGUUUUUGGGUGUCAAUGCAGCAGCACUCUGUCUGUUCAGCUGCACAGCCUUCUCAUGCACACGCAAGAAGGCUCGUUGUACGCAUGCUUGGCAUUUGUGAUCCUGUGCUUUUCACUCUGGUAGCUUUACUGCAGCCUUUAAUAUUGGAAUCGAGGGUGAUUUUUUUUGUAAACUUACGGUAUUCGGUUCACCAUGUUUUCUGCCUCUAAAGUAGAU
Closterium sp. NIES-67 is the source of this 4835-nucleotide messenger RNA. The record is from the annotation of a GenBank genome assembly. NCBI's taxonomy places the organism in Eukaryota, Viridiplantae, Streptophyta, Zygnematophyceae, Desmidiales, Closteriaceae.